GCCAGUUGUUGUGAUAAUUGUUCACGUUUAUGUGCUAUUUUUUCGCACGUUGGACAUUCCACUCGUUAUCGUCGGUUACGUGCUUGUGAACAUAUCGGGGGUGUGCAGCUUUUGGGCUAGGGUGGGAUUUCAGUGACAGGGAACUAAGUUUGUUAUUCUAAGUGCGUCGAGUACAAAAGCAGAACGUCCACGGAUGUUAAGGAAGUGACUAAUCUUUCUCAGUAUCUUAGAAACAUCUUCGUUGUAUAUACCAAUGGAUAGUGAUUGUUUGGAAAUGGACUUGACUACAAAACAAAGAGAUGGGGCCCCACUGCGUGUAGCCAAAUCGGUAUUCUCAAUAAGGAGCCUUGUCGAUCUAGGAGAUGUAGGGGAGAGGUUUGAUGAUAGAGACAAUGGUACUGGAAAUGGAGAAUCAGCUCCAUCCGACACUAACCCUGACAUAAUGGGCGUAUCUGAAGAAAUAACACCAAACGCUGGAGUAGAGCCUAGACCUGCAGGACCUGAACAAAGCGACGGAAGUGAUCCCGAACCCGACGAAUUUGCUCCGAAAAGAAAACAAAGACGGUAUAGAACGACUUUCACUAGCUACCAAUUAGAGGAAUUAGAGAAAGCGUUCUCCAGAACUCAUUAUCCUGAUGUAUUUACAAGAGAAGAACUAGCCAUGAAAAUUGGUCUUACUGAAGCAAGAAUUCAGGUCUGGUUCCAGAACCGUCGUGCGAAAUGGAGGAAGCAAGAAAAGGUCGGUCCUUCUGGACACCCUUAUAAUCCGUACUUGAAUCCAACAGCUGCCGGACCCGCAGCACCAAUCGUUGCUACAACGCUGCCAAAUCCGUUCAAUCUACCAUUUGGUUUACGAAAACCGUUCGAUUCAUUAACAUUUCGUUAUCCCCCUCACGUUUUACCUGGUUAUCUACCUUCUCCUCCUUCCUACCAUAGAGGAGCUCCUCCACUUCUGCCUACGUCUGUUGGAUUGUACCCAUCGGCCAGCUCGUUUCAAACGCUUCUAGCUAAUAUCUCGGCUGCUCAGAGACCAAAGCAAGAAUUUACGGCGUCUCCUCCGUUGAGUCCUGGUUCAUCGGGGUCAGCUGUAACCCCACCUGAUGUAGAUAGAAGAAGUUCCAGUAUCGCUUCUUUGAGACUAAAAGCUAGGGAGCACGAGUUGAGGUUGGAAAUGCUCAGGCAAAAUGGUGAUUUGAUAAGCUGAACGUUUUUAGUAGUUUCAAACAUCUUUAAGGCAGUAAAAAUAAACGUAUUUUAGUAUUUACUACCCUUUUCAGUAUUUAGAUAUUUUUAAAAUAUUUUUUCAAAUUUAUUUUGAAGUUGACGUAAAAUCGCAAUUUUCACGCAAACAUUGUGUUAGUCGAUAUAUCAUUAAUCACAGAUUUUUAUCUCAUUUAUAUAUUUAUCAUGGUGAUAAUCCAAGUCGUGGAAAAUUGUGUGAUUCUUCUUGUACACAGACUACUGAGAAAACCAGUAGUCAUUAUGAUGUUAUUUUAAUUAAUAUUGUGGAAUAAUGUGAACAACACAUACAUGUCUUGGAUAUAGUUCCUUAUUUCAUUUAAAUAUGACUAACAUUGUUUGAUAUACUCGUAUAUUUUAUACAUAAGUAUUAAUUUCACAUAUUUUCAUCAUUCUAGAUCUAAAUUUUAUGAAGAAAUAUCUCGCCCACAUUUAUCUAUUUUGUUUAGCUUGCUUACUAUAUGAAUCUUAAGAGAUUACGUGAUAUCCAAGGCAGCCAACGUGUUAAAACUCCUACGUAAUAUAUAGGAUGAUUCUGAAAAAGUUAAUAUCGUUAAUUGAACUUUAUUCUUGUAAAAUUUGUUCUGUAGACUGUAAAUACCACAUUUAAAGUAUUAAGAUGUGUCGUUAAGACAGUUUUAUUUGUACAUAUUAUUUUAGUAUUUAUAAAUGAAAUUUGUAGUUAGAAUAAUUUGUUUCAUAUUUCAUAUGAUAUCUUGCAAACACUGAUAUCCCAAAACGUACAGUAUCUUGUAAACGAAUCCGUCCAAAAUGUCUUAUAGAUUUUAAAAUUAUGAAUAAAUAUUUUAUAAGUUA
This is a messenger RNA of Diorhabda sublineata, 2055 nucleotides long. It is a transcript of the gene Al, whose product is annotated as homeobox protein aristaless-like. The record is from RefSeq and is a predicted model, not a curated record. The transcript is spliced from 5 exons. Bases 254 to 1204 code for a protein of 316 amino acids. Lineage: Eukaryota; Metazoa; Arthropoda; Insecta; Coleoptera; Chrysomelidae. Gene Ontology annotation, biological process: regulation of transcription by RNA polymerase II. Gene Ontology annotation, molecular function: DNA-binding transcription factor activity, RNA polymerase II-specific; RNA polymerase II transcription regulatory region sequence-specific DNA binding.